GGGUGAUUUGUACUUUUAUGAUCGGGGAUUUUAAUUGUUUGACAAUCCAUUCUUGUGAUCGACAAAUCUGUUGGAUGCUUGAACAUAUUUACCAAAUUGCAUCAUCUUCUCUGUAACCCACCUCUUCAUUCACCGUUUUUGUUUUUGACUCUACGGAGUUGACUCAACAUAACUUAAUAUCCUGUGACCUGUAAUAACCUAGUACAAUCUAUAAUAGCGAAAUGCCAGAAGAAACUCCAGCUGUUGCUGGUAUCUAUACCUCUGCUAAAAAUGGAAGUGAUGAAGCAGGUGAUGGAACAGAGAGUAAGCCUUUUAAGACCAUUUUGAGAGCGAUGCGUCAUGCUGGGAAAGAACCAUUUCCCACAAUUUAUCAGGAUUCUGCAGACGAGGCUAUAAAGUAUGAGCCUGCCUCUAAAUCUGGGCUCAAAAAGAGCCACAAGAUUUGGCAAAGAGAUCAAUAUAAGACCGCAGACCAGCAGAAGAAGUUGGUCGAAGAUGAAGAAAACAGAUCAAAAAACUUGGAAGAAGCCAAGGCAGUCAUAAUCAAAGAAGACAAGUCUCUUCCUGUUGCAGCAUGUAUUAAGGUCAGGGAUAGUUUCUCCAAACGUAAUGAACGAGUAACCAUUUUUGGCUGGGUACACCGUUUGAGGCGUCAAGGCAAAUCACUCAUGUUUAUCACUCUGAGGGAUGGAACUGGCUUUCUACAAUGUGUUUUAAACAACAAAUUGUGUCAGACAUAUGAAGCUUUGACUCUUAGCACUGAGGCUACAGUUGAAUUGUUUGGAACAAUAAAAAUUGUACCAGAUGGAAAAGAUGCUCCUGGAGGUCAUGAAUUGAUCGUAGACUACUGGAAGUUAGUGAGAUCGUCUCCACCUGGUGGUGUAGAUGCUAUUCUAAAUGAAGAAGCUUUACCAGAUGUGCAGCUGGACAACAGGCACCUUGUGAUACGUGGAGAAAAUACAUCUCGGAUUUUGAUUAUGAGGUCCAUAUUGAUGCAGGCAUUUAGAGAUCAUUAUAGGGACAGAGGUUAUUGCGAAGUAACCCCACCGACAUUGGUACAAACUCAAGUAGAGGGUGGAUCCACGCUCUUCAGUUUGGACUAUUUUGGAGAGAAGGCAUAUUUAACUCAAAGUUCUCAACUUUAUCUUGAGACUUGUCUGCCUGCCAUGGGCGAUGUGUACUGCAUUGCGCAGUCUUACAGAGCUGAGCAAUCGAGAACACGUCGACACCUUGCCGAAUAUACACAUGUAGAAGCAGAGUGUCCAUUCAUUAAAUUUGAUGAUCUUCUUGAUCGUUUGGAAGAUUUAAUCUGCGAUGUUGUCGAUCGCGUAUUGAAAUCUCCUUACGGUUCUCUCGUCAAAGAAUUAAACCCAGAAUUUAAAGUUCCGACAAGACCAUUCAGGCGUAUGAACUACUCUGAAGCAAUCGACUAUCUGAAAGAACACAACAUUACUAAAGAAGAUGGAAGCUUUUACGAAUUUGGGGAGGACAUUCCUGAAAUGCCUGAAAGGAAGAUGACUGAUGCAUUGAAUGAGCCUAUAAUGCUUUGUCGGUUUCCAGCUGAAAUCAAAUCCUUCUACAUGCAAAAAUGCGAGGAAGAUCAACGUUUAACGGAGUCAGUUGACGUUCUUUUACCUAACGUUGGAGAGAUCGUUGGUGGUUCUAUGCGUAUUUGGGACCACCAAGAAAUUCUAGAAGGUUAUAAAAGAGCAAAUAUCGAUCCUACACCUUACUAUUGGUACACGGAUCAGCGUCAGUAUGGGUCCUGUCCCCAUGGUGGCUAUGGAUUAGGAUUAGAAAGAUUCCUCUGCUGGCUACUUAACAGAUACCAUAUUCGUGAGGUCUGUCUCUAUCCAAGAUUCCUGGAACGUUGUCGGCCGUAAAUUCAAAUGAUCGAAUACCGUGAUACAGGCCAAGAUGACUCGUUUGCGCGGCAUCCAAUCUGAAUUAUAUGUAUUUAUAUCUUAUUUGUUCGAAUCGAUUAUGCAAGUUAUGAGAAUUUCGAAUAGAGUGAAAGAGAAGCUUGGCGCGUGUUUAACCAUAUUAUCAGGAUAUUGCUUACAGUGUUUUAUAAUCAUUGAAGCGAGUCAUUUUAUCAGGCUCUCAUUCGUUUCUGUCAUCUAGUAAUCUGAAUAAAAUAAAAUAUGGAUUUAAA
Molecule: messenger RNA, 2155 nt
Organism: Athalia rosae (coleseed sawfly)
Lineage: Eukaryota; Metazoa; Arthropoda; Insecta; Hymenoptera; Athaliidae
Gene: AsnRS
Product: asparagine--tRNA ligase, cytoplasmic
Exons: 10
Coding region: 222-1883 (553 amino acids)
Biological process (GO): asparaginyl-tRNA aminoacylation
Cellular component (GO): cytoplasm
Molecular function (GO): nucleic acid binding; ATP binding; asparagine-tRNA ligase activity
Source: RefSeq, a predicted model, not a curated record